AUGUCUUUGAGCGAAAAACUGUCGGCCAUGUCUCUUGCUCGUCAAAACUAUCACGAUGAGGUGGAGGCGGCGGUGAACAAGCAGGUAGUAGUAGCUCUCCUCGUCCCCCAAUCACACACAAAUGGUUCAGAUCAACAUCGAGUUGUACGCCUCGUACGUCUACCUCUCCAUGCACGCCUACUUUGACCGUGACGACGUGGCGCUCGCCAACAUUGCCGCAUUCUUCAAGGAGCAGUCGGAGGAGGAGCGCGGCCACGCCACCGAGCUCAUGCGCAUUCAGAAUGUGCGCGGCGGGCGCGUCGUGCUGCACAACGUGCAGAAGCCCGAGAAGAACGAGUGGGGCAGUGUGCUGGAGGCGUUCGAGGCCGCGUUGGCACUCGAAAAGUUCAACAACGAGGCACUGCUCAAGUUGCACGCCGUCGCCGAGCAGAAGAACGAUGCGCAUCUGACGAAUUUCAUUCAGGAGAAGUAUCUCGAGGAGCAGGUGGGGCCUGACGCUUCUUCUAUCAAAUCUUGAUCGUUUUCAAUUUAAAUUCAGUUGAAGAGACCAAAAACCAGCAGAUUUACUAUAAAAAGAGGGUAGCCAAACAUUGUGAACACUGUUACUAAACAGUGUUGUAUUCGAGGCGAUAUAACUCAGUUGCCGAUAGAGCUGUCAAAAAAAUGUCAACAAACAAAUUAAUUAUCAAAACAUGGUGUACAUUUUAUCAAUUGACUACUUUUUGAUAUCUCAACACGCAACUGAGAUAUUACAGUUUUUACUAGCGUUCUCACUGUUGAUUCAUUCGGGAAGUGUACUGCUAACUUCGACAGCUUUUAUAAGGUUCCGAUUCUGUCGAUACACUUUUUUUGCAAUAAAACUUCAAUAUCUGUCUAUUUUCAGGUCCGCUCGAUCAACGAAUUCGCCCGCUACGUGGCGAACAUCAAGAGAGCCGGGCCAGGACUCGGCGAGUACCUUUUCGAUAAGGAGCAAUUCGACUAA
This is a messenger RNA of Caenorhabditis sp. 36 PRJEB53466, 982 nucleotides long. Lineage: Eukaryota; Metazoa; Nematoda; Chromadorea; Rhabditida; Rhabditidae. The record is from the annotation of a GenBank genome assembly.